GAUAAUCUGUUAUUAUUGAUCGGAUGUUUCUAUAAAGCCACGGGCGACCGCCUUCACGGCACGUUAUGUAUGAAUGUCUGUCCGCCGCAAGCUUUCUAAGGAAAUAAUCAUUAUAUAUGGGGUACAUAUCCUCUUUGGUUUGGUUUAGCCUGCCUGUGAAAGGUAACCUCAAAAAAUCAAACAGCCACCGAAUGACUUCAGGUACCAUAUUCUGUAAUUAAGUUAAUUGUGUUUUUAGAUGUGGAUUUAGAGCAAGAAUGCUUUGUGCUAAGAUCUUAAACGGAGCUUAUUCUCAUUUGUUCCACUGGAUAGAUUGAAUAAGCUAGCGAGGAAACAAAUCCAUAGUCAAGAAACUUGAUCUUCGCCGCUGUCGUCUACAAGCACUGUGGAUAAAUAAGAGGAUCGUAGUCGUCGACAAUUUGCGGUUUUAGCGGCAGUAACAGCGAUCGAAGCUCUUCAGUGCAUGUCCAAAGAUUGUGGAUUUUGGCAAAUUAUCUCAAGACGCGAGGAACAAACGCUUCAUUCAACUAUGGGCUCAUUGAACCAUGAAUUGCAGCUCCUACAAGGCAAUCAUUUUCCCGAGGACUCCGUGGGAAGUACAGAAACCCAAGUACUUCAAAAAGAGGGACGGAUAUCGCGCAAACUCCUCGUAUUUGCUUUUACGGUAGUGACGACUGGAAUAAUAUGUUUGGUGGUCGGCAUUGCGUUUCUACGUAUGAAAGAAUCGCAAAAUGACAAUUUAUUCUCCGCAACGAUAAACCCAACCGAGAACACACGACCUCAAAAUAACGAGUGCUCGAUUCAAACAUCGGUCACCCCGAAUUUCACCGAAAGUUGCAGCUUCUCGCGGGAGUUCAAAGAAUCAGGUAUUUAACAAGAAUAGCCUUGUUGUUUUAAUUAAUCGUUUGUUAGUACUUUGGAGUGAAAAAAAACACAGACCACCCACUACUACGAACAACCAGGGCUCUAAUCCGCUUUUAUGAGCAAUUGAUUACGUCUUUUACAAUUCAAAUAAAGGCAUCACUUUUGCAAUAACUCUUAACGAAUAGCUCAUGUCGUUUUGGCCAAUUACGUGGUCAAAGGUCAAAGCCAAAAAAGAAUUUUGUGCAAUCGAAAAAUGCGAUAGAUCUUCCGGAUUUUCAAAUUUACGAGAUUGUUUUGAUGAUUUCUGUGAUUUAUAAAUCUUGUCAUCAGAUGAAAAAAAUUAAAUAUUCAUUUUCUGACUGCAAAGAACUCUGUUAAUGGAGAAAAUUGAAAGACUAUUGAAAUGAGGAUAAACUUGUUAUUUUAUAAAUUUUUUAAGGCACUUUUCACAUUUUGUAAACGUUUUUCUAACAAAGAAAUUCAAGAGGAUUAGUUAGGAGCCAUCUAAAAUCACUAAAAUUGAGUACCUCUAGCGAAACAGUCGCUAAUAAAUGCAAAUUUAAUAACCUUUUCAUGUCCUCGAGCAAGAAUGUCAAAAAAAUGAUGAAAAAAUCAACAAAGCAAUGAUUACUUUAUUCGAUGGUCAAAACAAAUUAGCGACUCUCGCUAUGAAGUGUAAUAGUUAAUGAACUCAAACGGAGACCUUUUUUUCACCCUGGAGUUUCAGUGAUUAUACACUGAGGCACGAAUUUUGUAUUUCAGUAAAACUGAUUCCGCAUACAGAAUAUUUUCUUGAUAGCAAACAAAUAAAAGUCGUUGCGUGUUCUAAUAGUUUAUUGAGUUUAUCCUAGGAACUUUGAAUUCAGCGGAUAUUUACGUGACUGAUGAGAGUCAGGAAGAUUUUGCGCAAUCUCUGAAAGCCCGGAGGAAAUCGUCAAAAUUAAAACGGGACUUCAUAAGUUUUGGAGAAAAAAAGCCAAAUUUGUGCCAUUUCAGACUGAAGAAUGACUAAAAAAGCUGGACUUCUCACGAUGACUAUCACCAGAAUAGAACGGAAAGGAAUGGUAAAUGUUCUAACUGUGAAAACCUUUAUUAAAUCGUUGAAAAUUCCGUUCAGCUUAGAAUUAGUUUUUUUUGUCUUUUUUGAAACAGCUAUAAAAGAAAUGAUGGCAUCGCUUUAGCUUUAAGGCCGAGUGACCUGACCUUUCUCUUAAGUGUUUUUGACUGAGAAAAUUUGGUUCAUAAACACAAGAUAAAACUGGGAAAACUGUACUUAGUAAGACAAACAACAGCGUACGGGAAAAAUUGAGCGAUACGCAAAAGCCGAAGCUUUCAUUUCAGUGAUCGUACGAUUUCGUCCUCGUUCCGCGCAGAAUUAGGAAAAAUUUAGUCCCCCAAUACAGCGUAAUAAGCAGCACUAUUCAAAUACAGAAAAGUACUAAAGUAAUAAAGUAGUAAACAGCAUCACAAGAAAAUGUUUCUGAAGAAGUUUUUAUUUGAAUUGUCACAUUUGAAAAUGUUGAUUUUGUCCACACUCUUAAGUUAGAACCACGGCAAAGUACUGCUCAGUAGCUUUCAUUUGAAUAAUUACAUUAAAGUCUUCAUCCACAGAUCGACUCGAAAGUUAGAAAUCAAUUUGCAGAGCAAAGAUAUUUCAAUAUACAGUAUUGUACAAGUACGUACGAUCUUUAAUAGCUUAAAAGGCGUAAUACUGCAGCAAAAAUGAUUGAAUGAAAAUUUUAAAUAAUUCAUAGAGAAAAUUUCUUGAAAAGUAAUUGCAGCUUAAGUAACAUGAAUUAGUUGAAAAACAGUAGGAACAAAAUCUCGUGUUGUACAAAAAUUUAAGCUUCCACUUUUUAAGGCAAAAUUGCGUUGAUUACUUUUCAGGGAGUAAUCACUUACAUUUCACAGCAGCUUAUGUAAUAUAUUGGUAUACAGAAGAAUACGACUCAGUGUGCAUUCUUUAUUCGUUCAUAGCUAUAUAAUGAGCAAUUGAAAGUAAUUGCUGCAGACUUAUUAAUCAAUACCAAAUUACAUGUCGGAAACCGAAAGAUUAAUGGCAGUGGCUGCGCUGCUUCAUGGCGAAAUUAAUGGAAAGAAAAGUCAUUUACAUUAAGUGACAGAAACUAUAAAUCUGGAGAAAAAAAUCGCAAUUUUAUUUUCAAAAAUACUGAAAAUUGAAUGAUGCUAUGUAAAAGUGCGGAUGAAGAGAUUUCGCCAGUGAGCGAUCACAUACCGUAAAACAACAAGUCUUUCAGGAUGAUCGAGUCAGAAAUGGCUAGUGAAAAAGGCCUCGUUGUACACGGCUUAAACGGCGGCUGACAUAACAGACUCUAGUAUGCUGAUUGUAUUCAAGGAUAACUUCAAAUUUUAUAUUAAUUAAGAAAUUUUGGGGAAAAACAAAUAGCGCCGAGCACAUGUGUCGAUGAAAAGGCCGGAUUUCAUUGGAAUGGUCGCCCAUCAGAAGAUUUUGUUUGUCUAAAAAACCACGAUCUCUUUAAUUAUGGACACUAUGAGUGCGAAGUAAAAAACGUUUAGAGUGAUAUAAAAAGUUAUUAUACAGGGAAUUUUUACCGAACCAAAUAGAAAAUUUCCUGAUUUCAAAGAUACCGAAAUGUGUGGCUGGUAAAGUUUUAUUUGAGUGUACGCAUUACACUACAGGGGCAACGGAACAAAAGUUCGAAAUCAAUCUCUUUUUCUGACGGGCACAACAAUCUGUUUUAUACUUAUAAAUUUUUACGGAACAGCUAGCAGACAUUUGUCAUUCCAAUGACGGUGGUGGCUAAAUAGGCCCAUGAUUUAGCUCUUGUGAUAUCCAACAUGUAAGACAAAAAAAAUUAAAAUAGUUUUGUUACCAAGAAUGGGAAACUUGCCGAUUUUAAAAACCGCAAAAUCGUAUUGAACAUCUUGCCAGACAAAGGGACAAUCGAAAAUUUAAGAACUUUGGCGCCCGGAUAGACAACGAGGAAGCCGAUUAACAACCCAAAUCCCAAAUUUAACUUGUAUCUAUAAUUUUCCACUUGAAAAAGAAUGAUGAGCAAUCACAACCUAAUCAUUACGCAGUUACUUUCUAUUUAGUAGGAAUAAUAUAAUGUUUUCUAUAUUCGAAAUAAACUUCUCAUUUAUAAGUUAGAAACACCUUUUUAAAUCCUAGCUCUUAUCUUAGAUCUUCUCAAGUUCGUUUUCUGUUAUGCUAUUUUUUUUUUUUUUUUUUUGGAACUUACUGCAAUAUCAGGUAUUUCUAGGAAUGAUUUCAUGAGUGGAUUACUCACUUUUAUAAACCGCAGGGUCAUCGAGAGGCGGGCGCCUGGCGCGCUUAUCGUCCGGCGUAUUGCGCAUGUCUUAAAAAUUUUAAACAUGUUACACAUCUCAGUCACCUGUCUACCGCUUCUUAAAGUUCAGCAACCCUGGGAAUAUUGACGAUUCAAUAGUUAGAAUCUACUUUUAAUUAAAAUGUAGGAACCAGAGGCAAUCAUAAAUCAGUCUGUCAUGAUUUCGUGAAUCUUUUAUUAAUUGUGUAGAUUUUUAGAAAAACAGCUUACGUUUUUAUUAAAGCCUUCUUUAAAAUUCAUGGCCUUGUAUUUAAGAUGAUCAAACUAAAAUUAGCUGGACUGCCAAACCACGCCCUAGUAUUUGCACAUCUAAAACGGUGAGCCCCUAAACUGAUCUUUCACGUAUUAUCCUAGUCUCAUGUGAUAUACCAUUUCAUCUGUUCAUCUGCUGAUAAACGCUGUUUUCAACUGAAAAGAGACAACGCUAACAUUUUUAGUUCUUAAGCCCAACAGAAUUUUAACUAAUCAACUAAUUUUUUAUUACUAACUAUUCCAGAUGAGCACUAAAACGGUAACAAAUACAUGUACCAUGCAAGUCGAAUUUUAGCCAUAAAUUGAAAAAAGCUUCAGUAUCGAUAUAAUAGAUUACAUACUAUGAAAUCCUAUUGAAACUUAGGGCUUUGAAACAAAUUUUUUGCCCUCGCACGGCCUGGUACUGUCUUAGCCAAAAGGUCACCAUUCUUAGAAAAAUAUAAAUCAUGUGCCAAAGAUGCCUUAACUUUCGUAACAUGGCGAAGAUUUUGUUUUGCCGGAUAUUCUUAAUACAUAAGAACUUACAAGGAAAAAGUAGUGAGGAUUAAUAUUGCAAAUCUGCAGCUCCCUAUUUCUUGCUUUUUAGUUCUUCUUUGCCAAGUGAUUUGCAAAUAAUAAGCUAAGGUUCGGUUUUAACUGUUUUAAAUUUUGCGAAUCUGGGAUUUGUUGAAGAUCGGGAGCAAAAUUUAAUACCCUGGAACCAUGUGCACCAUAGAGAUUUUACUUUGCAAUAAAGGUAUUGCAAUAUAUUUCUAACCAAAAACAUUGCAAUCCUACAUAACAUAUUGUAGCUCACGUCUGUUAUUGAGUGAUCGACUAGUGCAUUAAACGAUUGAUUUGACUUCAGUCUUUUGGAUUCUCCUGGUCUCAUCAUAACCGUUUUCUCUCCCCUUUUCGAUAUAUUACGAUUUCCUUGCUUGCAAAUAUGAUGUCUUUAUAAUCCCUGCACCUCAAUUUAGUAAUGCACAGUGAAUUGUUUUCUCCCAUGCAUAAGCAAAACAUAUGAAUCCGGGUGAUACACCGCCAGCAGAUCCAUUAAUGGUUGAAAGUUGUUCUAACUUUUACUAUACUUUUCAUAAUUUGCCGUCCAGAAUUGUGUUCACUGGAAGAAAACAUUAUAACUUAUCAGGCAAUGUUGAUAUCAUUCAAUUUCGUUUGGCUAUAUGAAUACCGUUUGUCUAUCCAUGUUCUGUAUUUUUUCAUUUUUUGUUUGCUUAUAUUGGCGUAUUCAACGUAUCACCAAUCUUUAGUUAGUUUCUUAUCAUAACAGAUAAGAGGCGGAGUGCUAAAAGAUAUCAAAACACUACACUAGCCUUCUGCAACCUUCCGGAAGUUCAAGAAAAUCUAUUUAAAGUGAAUGCUACGUAACGGUAGUAAUUAUAUAAAGAUUAUGAAACUAAGCGAAGCGAAUCCCUACGGCCUCUUAAGGCGUAUUUAUUGUCACGUAUAUACACAACUCUCCCGAGGCACAUAUCGUGAAUUUCAAGGCUGAUAUCGUCUUUAUCUUUACUUGCUUCUCAAUCUCAAAGGCUGGGCCCUUAAGGCUUAAAUAUCAAUUUGUAAUUCACGAGCAUGAUCAUACUAUCACGCACACGGAAACCGACUUAUUCUCCCCCUUCGAACUACCUUUGUCGGAUUCUUUUCAUCGUGAUCACGAACGCCAAGCUUUGAAAUUAGAAACGUCGUGGUUAGCUAGUAAUGUUAUCUUUCGAAGGCCUAAACCGGCUAGAAGAUGAAAAAAUGAAAAUAACGAUUAUUUGUAGUAUUUGUGAUCUGCUUAAAACAUGGAAUGUAAAACCUUAGGAAAAUGAACUUGUCUUUCUAUCCUAAAAAUUAUAACAAAGAUGAUGCCUUUAUCUGAGCAUAGCACGGAGGAUUUCAGUCAUUUUUCGAAGGAUUAAGAUACACAGGUUUAUAAGUUGAACUCGAACGUGGUUAAAUAAACUGUUCGCUCAGGAGGAAAAAAACCAUAAUCUAUUCUUGUCCGCAAAAAAAAAGCUUAAGUGAACUACCUUGUAUAAAAAUGAUUCGAGUGAGAAAUUGACGGGUGAGAGAAUUUCAUUUAACUGCAACAGUUAUAUAAAUUCAAGAUUCUGCAAAUAUGGGGAUAGCAAAUGUUUGGCAAAUUGUAACAGUUGCUAAAUAUGUGACCAAAAUAUUUAUGUUUGGAUAUUACAACUGAACAAUAUUGGUAAUUACAGCCUGAAAUAGCUUGUGCCUGUUUUAACCUCUACACUGAAUCACUCUCAUCAACUUGUAGAACACCCUAUAUAAAACAAGUGUUUUUUUUAUGUUCGCGCAUGUGCUCUCUUUGUUUUGAGAUGCAUAUAAAAGCGAGUACUAAAGUAAUCACAUUUUUUUUUUACUUUUCCUCUUCAGUUGGUAUUUCCCAUACCCACCUUUUCCUUUAAACUAAAAUACAUGACAUUAACACUUCUAUAACUAAAGUAAAUUUUAAAAAAAUCUUUUAUAAAAUAUUAGGAAGAAUAGGAAUACAGUUAACCAAAGCACUUCAUAGCAGAGGUCCUUUAAUUCGAAUUUUCCUUAAAAUAGUUUAAUUGUUUUUGGAAAAGGUUACAUGUCAUAGAGGUUUAGUAUCUGACGAUUAAGAGAGUUCAUAUUUCUCAGAAUAUAGUGACUUUUAUUCCCCUUCAUUGUCUAACGACAAAGCACUGAAUAAAGGUAUUUGCCAUCCGAAAGCUUAAGAGGUUAUGACAUUAAGCCCAAACAAAAAAUCAAGGAUUGUAUAAGUCUAUAAUGCUUGGAUUAUAACGAUAUGCAAGGCAUGAACAUUUUUACUUCGCCUUAUGACCGUCUUUAUAUGAUUUGAAAUCAAAUAUAAGAUAAACAGCGCGUUUCAAAGGCUUAGACUUUUUUAACUAACCCUUGCUGCCAAAGAUUUCUAACUAAAUUCGAAUCGAGCCGCGUAAACCUUAAAAUAAAACUUAAUGAAAUUGAUCUGUUUUUUAACUUAUUACAUUCUGAGUUAUUAGGUUUAACUUUUAUCAAUUACUCAUGUUUCGUUUAAUUGGUAACUUUAAAAAGUUUUUCUUUUAUUAUUAGAGCUUAACAGAGGACUCAAAUCGAAACCUUUCGGUUACCUUGUUUAGGGAAUUUAGUAGGUGUUAAACACCCCGGGGGGACUCUUGGGAAUACUUGUUUGAGGGGAGGGCGCAGCUGCCAGCAGCUGUACACAGGCUACCCAAAUUUUAGCGUAUAUGGAAGAUCUUUUAUCUGCAGUAUCUCCAGUAUUAUGUGGGUGUUCACUGUAACUGCAGGCCGUUAGACCUAGGCCAAACGUCCAACUUUUCAUGAGACGAACCAAAUUCAGUGAGGUAAGUUCAUGAAAAGCUCGAUGUUUGGCUCAGUUACUGAAAUUCGUCUGUAUGAGUUUGGAUUGUCCGACACGUAACGGACGAAUAGAACAUCUGAAGAUCGUCUCGGGUACAAUUUUUUCGAUCUUCACAUACGACGAACUAAACUUAUAGAUCAAACAUUUGUAUCAUAAUUAGUAUAUUUAGCUUUAUUCGAGAGAAAAUUUAUUGAGAUUACUUUGGUGGUCUGAUUCAGUUGAUUGGUUCGACGCGUCCUAAAUAAAAGUUCGACUUCUGACCCAACACGACGAUCUUAAAUUAAUUUAGGUCGACUCAAAUUAGAGUUUGGUUCAUCUCAUGAAAAGGUCGACGUUUCGCCUAGACCUUACAUUUUGCUGAUUUCUGUUCAUUCCUCAGGUCUUCUCGGUUUUAUACAGAAGCUUAACACCCAUUUCUACGAGCUACAUCCUUAUGAAGUGCCAUACCGGCCUCAUGUAACUCCUGACGAGGUCAGGAACAGUUUUAAAGCGUUCGAUCCAGCCCCGUCAAGUAUCAAGAAGAUUACAGACACAUCAAAGGCAUUAUUGCAGGAACUCAAGACGAUAAACUUUAAAGCGGAGCUUAUGAAAGCUAGAGAAGUGAAAGCAGUGGCGAAAAUGAAUCAUUUUCUGCAGCAUAGUUUUGGAAAUGUGUAUGAUUUUGACUAUUAUUCAGGUAAAUAAAAAAUCGCGAAUAGUUUAUCUCGUGAAAGCGAAAUGAAAGUUUGUAUCACGAAAUUGUGGCAAAACUGAAGGCGCAUAGGUCAUUUUUUCAAGUUUUUGGAAAAAAACUCUCUUUAUGAAAAUGAUUCUAGAAUUUUCGUAGUCCGCCAUCAUAAGUGAAAAUCAAGUGGUGUUCGUUAAAGUGCCCAUAACCUAAAAAAAAUUAUUUUCUUAUCCGAAAGUUCAUAUUAAGUCAGGAAUUUCUGCGAAAAAAUUUUGCGAUUUGAACAAAACGUGUCUACAUUUCUGUGGCGCACCCGUUCAGCUGACCAUGACAGCUGACCGGCUCAUAUGUGAUGUCAUGUGACGUAGCUUCAGGAACCUCACUUGUCACAUCGUACACAAACGAAAUCUUCACCGAAAUGUCGUCGAAGACUUUAAAAAAUCAUAAAAAAUCAUGUUUUGUUCAAAUCGCAAAUUUUUUUUGCAAAAGUUCCUCUUUAAAUGUGUACUUUCAUAUAAGAAAAGAAAUUUUUUUAGGUUAUGGGCACUUUAAGAUAGACUGGAAUUGCGCCACUAGGCAACGAGAUGUAAAGUUAAAAAUUUGAACCAUUUUUUUGGUACCUCCUCACUUGGGUAGCAAGCGUUUCUGCGCGAGUUGGUUGCUUUCUCGCGUAAGAGUGUCGGGUGGGGGGAUCAGAGACAAUAAUCCUGACGUUAAAGCCUCCACUCGGAGCACCUGACCCCAAAAAGGAGGGCGACGCAUCCUCUGAACGAGUGACCUUUGUCUUUUUCGGCAUCUUGACAGAACUGGUCCCUCGCUAGAAGACUGAUCAUAUUUUUGCUUUUGUUUUCCUUGUUAUUUUAAGGUCAGUGGAUGCUGGGACCCAACCGAUUCUGCUACACGCAAGUCAUCGCUAGGUUACCAUACCAUUUUCGCGCAUUCUUGAAGAAGCUUUCUCCACACACAGUGGAAGACUUGGAGACCAUAAUAGACGCUUUGAAAAGCUUCUCAAGAGGAAUUCGGCAAUAUCACGAAAAUGUCAAACUGGGGGUAAAGACUGGAAUGGUUGGAUCGAUCGAGGAGUGCAAAGUAGGAUUGCACUGUCUCAGCCAGGUCUACCCUAAAAUAGCGGCGGGAUUCAGGGAAGAAGACGUCAUACUAGGAUCCUUUCGAUAUCCCUUUUUGGCUCGUCAGUUCCUAAUGCGAUUUGAAAACGCUUCAGCGAUGUGGUUCAAAAAGCAAGGAGUCCAUUUAGAACAGUCAUUGGUGGAGAGCCUGAUCAGCCAUAUUGGUGUCCCUUUAGCAAAUUUGUUCAAAUACUUGGCGCAUGAUCACUUGAAACAUUGCGUGCCAAGUAAUGCGUCCAGCGGACUCUUCAAUCGCCCGGUUCGUUAUGUGUACAAAAAUGGAGUCCCUAAUGUAUCUGAGCCUGCGAGCAGGCGCCUUCCUACUGGGGAGUUGAUCGAUGGAAAGUCUGGGUACGAGAGAACGAUGCGCUUUUUUACCACAACCAACGACACCGCUGGUGAGUGACGUCACGUUCGCCAUCUUUCCUCUUUUUGAGCAUCUUUUUCGUUUUGAAACCUCAAAGCCACAAAAUAUAAUCAUAUUUAGAAUAACCAGCUUCCUUUUCCAGACGGUAAGGGUCUUUCUCUUAAAGAAAAUCUGGAAAGCGAGAUUAAGCAGAGCAGGAAACCAUCGCAAGUCUGUGCAAUAGAUCUUUUUACCGAUACAGCGGCCAUAUUGAAUUAAUUUGAUUUAAGGAGUAUUAUGGGAUACCCAGGGGGCGUGAGCACAUUUCGUUUGCAUUUUCCAGCGCUUUUCAAGACAUUUUUUCUUAAAGUUUUCUUCGAAUAAGAUUGUAAUGGGAAAAAAGAUCCUUGUGCCGUGUUUGGAUGUAACAACGAUCGCCUUUUUCUAGUACGGUAUUAGAAAUAUAAUCUUUCACUGAAUAUUUCUCGGAAAAGAGGAGAUCAUUAUUACAUCCAAACACGGCACAAAGAUCUUUUUUCCCAUUACAAUCUUAUUCUAAGAAAACUUUAAGAACAAAUGUCCCGAAAAGCGCUCGAAAAUGCAAACGAAAUGUGCUCAUGCCCCCUGGGCAUCCUAUAAUACUCCUUAAAUCGAAUAAAUUCAAUAUGGCCGCCAUAUCGGUAAAAAGGUCUAUUCGACUAGUUAUAAGGCACGUGGUUUGAGGCGAGAAGAGACGUUAAUUAAACGACUGGGGAGAGUAGAAAGUAUGAUCAGUUGAAUAGCAUAGGCAUAAGGUAGAGCUAACGAGGGAGUAAAAGAAAGAGAAUUCAAAUCUUAGUGUUCUUUCCCUUCCCCCUCAAAAAAAUCGCGAUGUUGCAAUUCUCGGAUGACCAGCGAAGAACGAUAAAACAAUCAACAGAAAUAAUGCCUCUAUUCCUCCUCCCUUUCCAAAAAAAACUUAGCUGCUACUCGUUAAGACGAAAGAGCUACUCCACUGCUGUACUGAAUGAAAUCUCCUGCUGUGGAAACUACAAGACAAAUACUGCAAUCAUUUUAACCCUUUUUUUGUUUUUCCUUCAUGUACGCUCAAAGAAUCUGUCCACCAGUUGGGCUGGUCCAUGCUGAGGUCUCUUUAUCCCAAAGCCGUUGACAUCGCAAAGACUUUAACAGGGAAGGAAAACACGAGCGAAGCCGUGAGAUUAUUCCGCCAGUUUAUUCAUUCACCAUCUAUGUACUUCAAUGAAGAACCCUUCCCUAAAAACGAAUCAAAUGAUAAAGCGCACAGAAAGUGCAAUAGCGAAGCAGGUGAGUUUACUCUUUAAUUGUAUUCUCUCCACACUGGUCUCCAUACUUUUUUAUGGUACAGUGAAACCACCGCUUUGCGGAAAUCCUCUUAAUACGAACACCCGUAUAUAACUCAACUCGCCCGAUGUAAGAGAAUUCGGAUCGCGGAAUCCGCGAUAUUUUUGUUUGCGGAAUUUCGGAAUCCUGUGCAUUGGAAUCCAGAAUACAGCUCAGGGAAUCCGGAAUCCCACUAACGAUUGCAAUCCAGAAUCCAAGUUCCACUGACUGAAAAUCUGGAACUAGUACCUGGAAUCCGGAAUCCACGGCGUGGAGUCCACAAUCCUAAACUGUCUUGGAUUCCUUUACAUAGGGCGAUAUAUGACAGUUUAAUUUGUCCUGAUAGAAAGCCCAUAUUAUAUUUUGUGAAAUUACCCCGCUUAACACGGACACCAGGGAAACGGACACUCUUCUGUGCCCCAAGUCAGAAACUUUCAUAUAUCCUAUAUCCUGCUUUACUUACAUUAGUUACCUGCCCUCUGUCUUUUUUAUUGUUACAAUCAUGUGCUAAAUCUAAAUCUAAAUCUAAUACUGUGCAAAUUUCGCACAUGGGAUAUAUGUGCACAGGGAAAGGUGAGUAGUUAUUUAGUCAUAGUAAUGGCUUUUACUGAUUAAAUCGUUAAUGUCUUGAUAUCUUAUGCUAAAUUUAGACAUUGUAUCAAGUUAAAUGAUGAUAAAUUAAUACAAUUUUGUUACGUAAAUACUAGUAUCUGAACCACAAGCACAUUUUUUUCUCUUCAACCUAAACAGGCGUGCCUAAAUAAGUUUAACUGAUACAGCGGAAAAUUUCCAUGUAAGGAAGUCCUCGGCAAUGUAUACGAUAUUGUACACCACCGGAAUAGUUGGAAAGGAACUUCGUUAUAACAUAUAGUGACCUUUUGUGAUCUAUACCAUAACUGAAUUUUUUCUAAUGCUCAUUCUCUGUGUCAUUUCAGGGGCCCGUAAAUUCUGUCCACACCGUUAUGCCGCCAUGCAGCGCUGGUUCGAUUUUUCGCGCAGCACUCUCAGCCAACUAGAACCCAAGCUACUACGGAUGUUUCACUGGCCCCUAGGCCCCCGCAAGACUACUCCUGUCUGCCCAGUUGAGGUGGCCAUAAACUUCACGCCGUCCACUUCAGCUCAGAGUUACACCUCAAGUUCUCGAAGCUGCAGCCAACCGGCUUGGUUCCGAAUGCCUUUCUUUUUAGACCGCAUGGGUCCGAAGUAUUCCGAAUGGACUACGAGCGCUCACGAAGCCAGGCCGGGGCAUCAUCUUCAGUCUCAGGGAUACGUGGAAAAUUUUCUGUAAGAUUAAUAGUCCUUACUCUUGAAAUGGCCCUCUUCGUUAAUUUCAUUCGUUCUAGAAAUGUGAAAGUUCGAAAGUUCGGUGACUAAUUUACAGAAAGAAUUUUUCAUGGUUAUUUCGUGUUUCUGUUUCCUCACAAACGGUGGACCAGCGCCACUGGCGAUCUCUUUUCGUCGCGCGCGCGUCCUUCUCGCCCACCCUCUUUGCAUCUCUCAAUCUCCCCUUUUUUUUCUUUUUUUCAAAGAUUGCCUGCAACCCAGGCUAAGUGCUUAAAUUACUGACUGACCGACCGACAGCAUUUAGCACGAUAGUGACUGACUUAAGUUAUUUUUGCAUAUAGUUCUAUGUAAUAAUUCAUGAAAUGUGUUGUUGUUUAGGGACUGGUGUGGUCCAUUAGUGAGCGCAAUGGUAAAGACCCGAUAUAUUGCUUAUUCAGAGGGUUGGGCUCUGUACGCAGAGAAUCCUCUUAUUUCCAUGGAAACAGGUAAGAUCACACCGACUGUUGUUGUAAGUUUUCGUAUAAAAGUGCAGUUUAACUUGGUUUUGGAUGGGCAAGAUGUGAAAUGGCUAAACUUGAAAAGUUAAGUUGUUUUGUUGUCUAGUGAUCCUGCAACGAAAUCAGUAUUAGACAAUGAAACGCCUUGUUGUUGAUGAUGAUGUUGUUGUUUUGCCUACAUUCUACCAAUUUCCAUCACAAACCAUCUUAACUUAUUCUUACAUCCGCAAUUCCCAAUGGGGUAAGUGGAAGCCCAUCAUAUGUCAAGAAUUUGACCCACGUGAACAUUUGAGUAGACUUCCACGUAAUUUCAGUUUAUGGCCUUCUUACUUCUUUGCUAAGUAACGUCUGUGAGCUUUUCGGGUGGGGAGAAGCGAUGACCGGAAACACGUCAUCUUUCGCAUACUAGAGGAGGUCUAAGUAUACAUAUAUUAGCCAUUUCAGUAACACGCCUCGGCUGCACAGUGCAUAAGAAGAACCAAAAAGUUGUAAUGUAAGGUGCUAUAUGGAUGAUUGCAUAUAUAAGGUACUGGCCUUAUCGAGGGUCGGAUGUGCCCUUUAUAUUCAUAGGCGGCGGAAGCGGAGGGGACUGAGGGGGCUUCAGCCCCCUCACUAUUUUUUGUUGGGGGUAUUUUUAUUUUGAGCCCCCCACUUUUUACUUUGCUCCGCCGCCGCUGAGUACUGUUUGUUAAGUAGGUUUUCAUAUCUGUCUUUCCCUUCUUCCUCAGAUGUAUAUGACGAAAAUCCACUGAGAUUCUAUGGAAUGCUAAAAUGGCAAAUAUGGCGCGCUUUGCGCCUCAUUGUGGACACUGGACUUCACUUCAAGGGCAUGUCACGUGAACAAGCCAUUCAGCUCUUCAGGCAUUAUGCUUGGGACGACACCGACGUGGCGGGAAAAGAGGUGACGCGAUAUCAGAGUGGUCCCGGACAGGCCACCGCGUACAUGAUCGGUCAGCGGGCUUUUAUAGACAUGCGCGAAAAUGCUGAAAGAAGAUUGGGCUCAAAAUUUGACAUACGGGACUUUCAUUAUCACUUACUAUCACACGGACCGGCUCCGCUGAGUUAUAUCACAAAACGAAUUGACAAUUACGUGGAGUGUACAUUAAACAAGACUUAUCCUGAAUGCCGAGGAUAUUUUGCCUUUGAAUACGAGCGAAAGCUUUUCAGUCAGAACCAAGGAUAUAAUGACGGUAUUGAGUGGGAUCACUUAGAGGAAUUUUAUUUUCCUCCCGAGAUUCAUGAAUUUUAAUUCGGUUAGGUGAGUAAAAUUCGCCAACCAAAAACAAGUUUCGUUCACAAUUUCGAAAUUUUUACUCGAAAACAAACAUGUCCAGCGCAAGUCACGGAUAGCCGCGGAUACUCGGCGGGAGGGAAUUUAAGGAAAUCGAAGAAAAUCGAUGGCGUUAUAGCCUUAUUUUUUUUGCUAUUGUCCCAACUUUCUCGAAGAACUCGCGCGGAAGCGCUUGCUAUGCAGACUAAUGGCGUUAGAUCACUCAGUAGUAACCAACCAGGAAACUAUAUUUUUUCAUUAUCGCAGAGUCUUAGGGCUCUUAAUUAUUGUACCUUGCUGUAAGAAAAAGGGGUCAAACGCGACAAUAUCAAAUUAAGAUAUAUAAAUCAAUUAGCCGGAUAAACAAGUUUUAGUAAAAUCCAACUAAUGGUCUGUUAUCAAUGCUGCGUUCUAAUUAGUUGAGCUACUACUAGGCUAUAUGUUACAGCCCAAUGGUAGCGAAAAGCGCCGGCUUUGAAAACCAAAACAUUGGCGGCUGAAUCGCGUUUUGCUAGCUAAAGUUUUUUGGUCUCGAUAUUUUUGACCAACUAAUUGGAUUUUACUAAAACAAUUAUUCCUCCCGCCCCCAUGGCCUUUGAGUCAAUAGCCCAUACGGCCUUUGGCUUCAUGGGCUAUUGACUCAGAACCCAUUCGGGCUCGAGGAAUAAUUGUUAAAUAGCCAUACCUUCUAAAACAGCGGACAGUAAAGAGACAUAGUCCAGUGUCUUCAUGCCCAGAGGUAGCGACCAUAUAAUAUGACUAAGUGACUGCACUGGAGUGCUGCAUUUAGCCAAAAAAAAGUCCCUAUUAAUUUGGUAAUGUUGACUGCAAUAUUUUACAAUUACCAAUUUUACUUGCUGUCAAUAUGUGGCGGUAUUUGAACACAAACUAAUGGACUUUCCGGUUUUCAGGGAAUGACAAUGGGUCGUCAACAAAUCAGCCGUCAUUUUAGCAAUACGGCUUUUAAUUAUCCAAUUGUAAAUAUUCUUCAUCUCUAUUUUAUAGAAAAUUCGAACAUAUGGGAAAAAUAUAGAAAGAGAAAUGAAAUAAAGAUGGUAGAAGUAGGGGAAAAAAUAAAAUUAAGAUCAUAACAAUUUAACUUGACAGUAUGUACC
Molecule: messenger RNA, 15447 nt
Organism: Porites lobata
Lineage: Eukaryota; Metazoa; Cnidaria; Anthozoa; Scleractinia; Poritidae
Source: the annotation of a GenBank genome assembly